UACAUAGCAUGCGAGAGCUUCAGACAAGCACCAUUUAGAAGAGAGAUAGCCACGCGAAGCGUAUCUCUCACCUCAACUACGGGUGAGGUCAGGAACCAUGGCGAUGAAUAACGACUCACCGUACCGCCAAGCGGCAGCCAAACUACCCGUUUAUUUUGCCAGUGUUCUACGAAAAAGAAGAGCUCUUCUCUUCGCCGUCUUAUUCGCCAUCACCAUCUUCUUCCUCUUCUCUCCUUUCUCACCCGACAUCGCCGGUUCCUAUGGCAAACACUCCAGCUCAAGCCCAUCCUUCGGGGCGGUCAAAAACCACAAUGUCAACGACAUUCUGCGAUUCAUUGACCCCCUCAUCGGCACUACCAACGGCGGCCACGUCUUCCCCGGUGCCACGCUGCCCUACGGCAUGGCCAAAGCCGUGGCUGACACCGCCUCGCCCGCCGAGAACGCCGCCGGCUUCGUGUCCGACGACAACCCCAUCACCGGCUUCUCGCACAUGCACGACUCCGGCACGGGCGGCCAGCCCUCUCUGGGAAACUUCCCGCUCUUUGUGCAUCCGGGCUGUGUAGACGACGACUACACCAAAUGCGACUUCUCCCUUUCUGAUCGACCACUCAACCGCGUCCCUGAUUCUGUCUAUGCUUCACCAGGGUACUUCACCGUGAACAUCACCAACGGCGUCAAGGCCGAGAUGACCACUACCCACCACUCCGUUCUCUACCGCUUUUCCUUCCCCGGCACAGAGGCGGUGCGCUUCGCCAAAGGCGUGGCGCCUUAUAGUCCACUUAUCUUGGUAGACCUGGUCGACCUCAUGAACAGUCGCUCCAGGGGUAACAUCAAAGUUGACCCCGAAACAGGCCGGAUCGUGGGUGACGGGCGGUACGGCCCUUCUUUUGGAUCAGGGCAUUACCACGCUUAUUUUUGCGCAGACUUCAAGGGUGCCAAGAUUAGGAAGGCGGGGACGUUUGAGUCGAAUAAAGCUACGGACGAGAAACAGCUUCUUGAAGGCGUCGGAUGGGGGUCGGCGGGUGCUUGGAUCCAGUUUGAGAAGCCUGACGAAGAGAUGAAGGACUCGAUUCUGGCGAGGGUGGGUGUGUCGUUUAUGUCCGUGGAUAAGGCGUGUGAGAAUGCGGAGAGGGAGAUGGAGGAUUGGGACUUUGAGAGGGUUGAAAGGGAUGCAAGAGAGGCGUGGAGGGAGAAGUUGGAUGUGGUGAUGGUGGAUGCGAAUGGGACCAGUGAGGAGUUGCAGACUACAUUUUGGAGUGGGCUGUAUAGGACGUUGUUGAGUCCGCAGAAUUAUACGGGGGAAAACCCGUUGUGGAAUUCGAGCGAGCCGUACUUUGACUCGUUCUACUGCAUCUGGGAUUCAUUCAGAGCUCAACACCCCCUUCUGACAGUCAUCGACCCAAAGGCACAAACCGAGAUGAUCAGGGCCCUGAUCGACAUCUACAGACACGAAGGCAAACUGCCUGACUGUCGCAUGUCCUUUUGCAAAGGCUACACCCAAGGCGGUUCCAACGCGGACGUAGUCAUCGCCGACGCCUUCGUCAAGGGUCUCACAGCCGACAUCGACUGGAAGACAGCCUACGAAGCCGUCCUCUCCGACGCCGAAAUCGAGCCCCGAAACUGGGGUCUCUCCGGCCGCGGCAACCUUGUCUCCUGGCACGAUCGCGGCUACAUCCCCCAAAACGACGUGGACACGAACGGCACCGGCCCAGCCUCGCGUUCCAUCUCCCGCGGCGUCGAGUACGCCUACAACGACUUUUGCAUCUCCCUCCUAUCCCAGGGUCUGUCCAAGUCCCCCUCUCUCCUCGGUGCUUCUUCUACGUCUUCCGAAGUCGUAGACUCCUCCUCCUCCUCCUCCUCCUCCUCCUCCUCCUCCUACCGCCCCAACAUCUCAACCCCCUGGACCUCCCUCACCGCCGACAUCACCAAAUACCACCACCGCGGCGCCAACUGGCGUAACUACUGGAACCCUUCCGCAAAGGACCUCUUCCGCGACGACCGCACCACCAGUAGUUCCCAGCCUGAAGAACACACCCCCUAUCUCUCCGGCGGCCAAAACGCCUCCUCCCUACCAAAAGGCUACAUCAUCCAAUCGCCCUUUGUCGGCUUCCUCCAACCACGCACACUUGCAGGCACCUUCCGCUACCACCCCACCCGCACCUGCAGUCCCAUCCAAAACCAGCACUCCUGCUACUACGACACGGCGCUAGACGUCUACGAAGGGUCACCGUGGCUCUACUCCUUUUUCGCGCCGCAGUCCAUGUCCACGCUAAUCCGACUCAUGGGCGGGGCCGAGACCUUUGUCAAGCGAUUGGAAUACUACCAUGAAAGCGGGAUCGCCUACAUGGGCAACGAACAAUCGUUCCUGACCGUCUUCCAGUUCCACUACGCCGGUCGUCCAGGCCUGAGUUCCAAGUGGCUGAGGAACUACAUCCCCACAAUGUUCAACGCCAGCGUCAACGGCAUCCCGGGAAACGACGAUUGUGCCAUGGGGGCCUUCACCACGUGGGGCAUGGGACUGGGUGUUUUCCCCGUUGCGGGGCAGGACGUGUACUUGAUUGUCCCGCCGUUUUUCAGGGAGGUAAAGGUGAGGGCUGGGAUGGACCUCAAAUCAUCCUCUCCUUCUCGUGACUACCACUCGGAGAAAAAGGAAGCAAAAUGGGCGGUGAUCAGAACCGUCAAUUUCGAUGCUGAAAUGCCAGGCAGGAACGGUGGGAACCCGGUUUAUAUCCAGUCUGCCAAGUUGAACGGGAAGAAAUAUACCAAGAAUUGGAUUACGCAUGAGUUCUUUGAACAGGGAGGGUUGUUGGAGUUGGUGGUUGGACCGGAAGAAAGUUUGGGCAAGGAUGGGUGGGGAACAAACCGAGAGGAUUUGCCGCCUAGUUAUUAUGAGGAUGAGAAAUUCUGGGAGGAGUGGGAGAGGAUGGAUAGGGAGAGGACGGAGCGGUGGAAGGAGGAGGAGAAGGCGAAGGAAGAGGGGAAUGAGGUUGAUGAUGGGUAUUAAGAAGUACUCUUUUCUUGAGGUGGGGGCAUAUAGAUCCUGAUGAAAUUUUAGCUGGGUAGUAGGUUACGAGCUGAACUCAUCC
Neurospora hispaniola is the source of this 3086-nucleotide messenger RNA. Its product is annotated as glycosyl hydrolase family 92-domain-containing protein. NCBI's taxonomy places the organism in Eukaryota, Fungi, Ascomycota, Sordariomycetes, Sordariales, Sordariaceae. Gene Ontology annotation, molecular function: peptide-N4-(N-acetyl-beta-glucosaminyl)asparagine amidase activity; carbohydrate binding. Gene Ontology annotation, cellular component: nucleus; cytosol. The transcript has 2 exons. The coding region runs from base 98 to 3004 and encodes 968 amino acids. The record is from RefSeq and is a predicted model, not a curated record. Gene Ontology annotation, biological process: protein quality control for misfolded or incompletely synthesized proteins; carbohydrate metabolic process; glycoprotein catabolic process.